Lodderomyces margitis is the source of this 987-nucleotide messenger RNA. RefSeq lists its product as uncharacterized. Lineage: Eukaryota; Fungi; Ascomycota; Pichiomycetes; Serinales; Debaryomycetaceae. Gene Ontology annotation, cellular component: nucleus; pre-snoRNP complex. Bases 1 to 987 code for a protein of 328 amino acids. The record is from RefSeq and is a predicted model, not a curated record. Gene Ontology annotation, biological process: snoRNA localization; maturation of LSU-rRNA from tricistronic rRNA transcript (SSU-rRNA, 5.8S rRNA, LSU-rRNA); box C/D snoRNP assembly. The transcript is spliced from 2 exons.
AUGAUUCUAGCUUCGUACUGUCCUCAGGAUGGUUUAGGCUUUGAACAGGAAUCAUGUUCGGGUAAAAUUGAUACAACAAAAUUUAUAAAGCAACUGGAAUUGUCAGACAGUCCGAUGCACUUGAAUAGGGACUACAACUACCUAUUGAAUGUUGAUAGGUCGAUACAUUUAUCGAAAGAAGAUAUUAAACAAAAGGCACGAAAUAUUUUAAAGAGGCCGAGGCAAGACAAUAGACAGGAUCGGAAGAGGUUUAAGCAUAAUGAAGCAGAAAAUGAUAAGAGAAGGAUCCGAAUAGGUCAGGUAUUUCCGCACGAUCCGACCGCUUUAGUGAAAAGAGAAAACACUAUGAUUGUUCAAGUUCCACCAGGUAUGCAAAGAGCCAUGUUAAACAAGACGGGGUAUGACAGGAAGUCAAACACAUUUACAUGGACCGUAGAAUGGAUUUUGAUGGAUUCAUCUGGGCAUACUCAACUCACCACGUUUCUCAGUUAUCGACUAAAUGAAUCCUUGACUCUUGACAAGGCAGUGCCUUUAAACGUGUUAAAAUCCCAUGGAUUGAAUGAAAUUGACAAGUUACACUUUUACUUGAAAAAUGUGACCAAUACGCCGCCAAAAUCUGUCAUUGAGCUAGAUGGCAAGCAAUCGAUCAGCAAUGCAUUGAAGGACAAAAUAGUCCUAGAGUACCCAACAAUUUAUGUGACCUCAAAUAAAGAGGCAAUGGUUGACCGGGUAGUGGACCCAUGUCAAGCUUAUGAAAUGGAAUCAGUCGAACUGGAUAGUCUGGACUCUGAUCUGGAUUCAAGCUCAAGUCUGGAAAGCUCUUCAGAUGAAGAAAGCUCGGACGAUGAUAGUGAUAGUGAGAAUGAUUCUGAUAGUGGGCCCGAGGAAUCAACAACCAAACCCACUUCUAGCUCAAACAAAGUCUACUCUAGCAGUGGCUCUGAAAAAGUCGGAGACAUAGCUGGGUUGACGAAGGAUAAUUUGUAG